AUGUUUCGCAACGCAGCCUCAGUAGUGGACACAGAUGACAGCUUCAUGGAUGAAGACCUGUUUAUGCAAAGACAGUUUGAUGCCUUCAGUGUAACGAUGGCUGUCCUUUACUUGGUUGUCUGCGUCGUUGGACUUGGUGGGAACUCCCUUGUCAUAAUCACUAUUUUGAAACUGGACAAAAUGUCAUCCGCCACCACUGUAUACAUCUUCAACUUAGCUUUGGCUGACGGCCUCUUCAUGAUAGGUCUCCCCUUCAUUGCUAUCCAAAACUUUCAGAAUCACUGGCCCUUUGGAGACUUGACAUGUAAACUGGUGAUGGUUCUGGAUGGCAUCAACCAAUUUACCAGUGUCUUCUGUCUGACCGUCAUGAGCGUGGAUCGUUACAUGGCGCUGGUAGACCCGCUUCGGUUUGCCCAUUGGCGAACACCAAGGAGGGCCAAGAUUAUAGCGGCAUUCCUGUGGUUGUUCUCACUUCUCCCUGUCCUUCCCAUGGCGGUAUACUUCUCGGCCCACUAUGGCCUUUGCACUGUGGACCCGUACGUGGCCCCUCACACCUGGUGGCUCACCUUCCUCAUCUACGCCUUCAUGUUGGGCUUUGCCCUACCCUUCACUGUGAUGAUUGUAUUCUACAGUGCCCUGGUGGUCACACUGAGGAGCGCACGUCAGCAGAGCAGAACUGUAUCUACACCAGAGACUCAGAAACAGGAGAAGCAGAUCACUAAGAUGGUGGUGGCUGUUGUUCUGGUAUUUGGCGUGUGCUGGCUGCCCUUUUACGUCUUAAACUUCUGUUCUCUGCAGCGCAAUGAUCCCAUGCUUAUUUUUGCCAGGAGCUUUGAGUUUGUGGUCCUGCUUUCCUAUUCCUGGAGCUGCGCUAACCCAAUCUUGUAUGCCUGCUUCUCCGAAACCUUUGGCAGGUAUUUCCGGGCUCUUCUCUGUCCCUGUAAAAGUCCUCCGCGCACACACUGCAAUGGGGACACUGAGGGCUAUGACCUCCAUGACACAAAUGGGCAGAGCAUUAAUGUGUUAGCUUAG
This is a messenger RNA of Chanos chanos (milkfish), 1032 nucleotides long. Its product is annotated as somatostatin receptor type 2. Gene Ontology annotation, cellular component: neuron projection; plasma membrane. Gene Ontology annotation, molecular function: somatostatin receptor activity; neuropeptide binding. The record is from RefSeq and is a predicted model, not a curated record. Gene Ontology annotation, biological process: regulation of insulin secretion; cellular response to glucocorticoid stimulus; neuropeptide signaling pathway. Lineage: Eukaryota; Metazoa; Chordata; Actinopteri; Gonorynchiformes; Chanidae. Bases 1 to 1032 code for a protein of 343 amino acids. The transcript has a single exon.